UCAGCUACGCAUUUCGCCGAAUUCAGAGCCGCCAAAUCCACAGUGGAGCAAUCUCGAAGAGAAGAGUAGAACUACCGAUCCAGUUCUCUCAUCAGGCAUGACGGCCGGAAAAAUUAUUGGAACGACUGUUGCAGUCUGCAUUUUAUCAUAUGUAUCCGAUACAGUAGUUUCAGAUGUAAAGAUUUUUGGAGGUACAACCCCCAAAACAGUCUCGGACAAGAGCUGGUGGGAGGAGACUGAUAAGAAGUUCCAGGCAUGGCCUCGUACUGCUGGACCACCCGUCGUCAUGAAUCCUAUUCGCCGACAGAACUUCAUCGUCAAUUCGUCUGAGUCAUGAAGAAGGGAAGCCAUUUGUAACAUUCUGCUGCCAUUUUGAUCUCCCAUUUUUUCUGUUCUGUUUGAAAAUUAUUGCUUACUGGAGAUGUCCAAGUCGUAAUAAUUUCUCCAGAUUGACUCCGG
This is a messenger RNA of Zingiber officinale, 459 nucleotides long. RefSeq lists its product as uncharacterized. NCBI's taxonomy places the organism in Eukaryota, Viridiplantae, Streptophyta, Magnoliopsida, Zingiberales, Zingiberaceae. The coding region runs from base 98 to 337 and encodes 79 amino acids. The transcript is spliced from 3 exons. The record is from RefSeq and is a predicted model, not a curated record.